Messenger RNA from Hansenula anomala, 834 nucleotides. RefSeq names its product basic helix-loop-helix domain-containing protein. The record is from RefSeq and is a predicted model, not a curated record. NCBI's taxonomy places the organism in Eukaryota, Fungi, Ascomycota, Saccharomycetes, Phaffomycetales, Wickerhamomycetaceae. The transcript has a single exon. Gene Ontology annotation, molecular function: protein dimerization activity. Bases 1 to 834 code for a protein of 277 amino acids.
AUGACAACUUUUGCUGAUAUCAAUUCAUUUGACUGGUCUUCAAUGCUAAGUGAUAUUCAACAACAACGUUCAACAAUGAAUUCAACUGCAACUAACAACAAUCAAUUCCCAAUGUCUUCAACCAUUCAACCAAAACAAGAAUUCUUUGCAGUUCAACAACAACAACAGCAAUUGACUCAACAACCUUCACCAGUUAGCUCUGAUGAUAAUGACAUGUGGUUUGAUAACUUUUUAGCUGAAGGUGAAAACCAAUCAAACAAUUCAUCAUCAAAUACAACCACAACCACUUCUCCAUUAGAAUUCAGCUCAUUGUUUGAUGUUGAUGACAAAAAUGAUGAUCGUGAAAGUUUAUUUUCUUCAACUGUUACAAGUCUUGAUAAUACUCCUUUGAUUAAAGCUGAAGAAAUGAAUCAACAAAUUCCAAACAUGGACUUAUCUGAUGUUCAACACGAUGCCCCUUCAUCAACCACCACCACACCAGCUUCAACUGAAACCAAAAAGCCAAAAAAGAAGAGAGCUCCAAGAAAGAGAUUAACUGCUCAUCAAAAACAAGCUCAUAACAAGAUUGAAAAAAGAUAUAGAAUCAAUAUCAAUGCAAAGAUUGCAGGUUUACAACAAAUCAUUCCAUGGGUUGCAAGUGAAAAGACUGCUUUUGAAACCGGUGAUGGUAUCAAGAUUGAACAAGAUGGUGAAGUUCCAAGAUUAAACAAGAGUAUGAUUUUGGAAAAAGCUACUGCUUAUAUUUUACAUCUACAAGAGAGUGAUGUUAAAUUAAAAGAAGAGAAUGAAAAAUUAAGAAGAGAAGUUGAAAGAUUAGGUGGUAAUGUGAAUUAG